AUGGCGAAGGAAAGCAAGAUUAUUAGCAUUAUCGGAGCCACUGGGGCUCAAGGUGGCUCUGUUGCUCGGUCCCUGGGGCAAAACUCGGAUUUCGAGGUUCGAUGUAUUACUCGGGAUGCAAGUUCGGUGGGAGCCAAGGGACUCAUCAGUGAGGGGUUCAAUAUUAUUGAAGUUAGUGGUGCAAAGGAUGAGGAAAUGAAACAGGCAUUGGCAGGAAGCUGGGGUAUAUUCAUCAACGUGAAUACUCACGGGAAAGACUUUGAUAUUGCCGUUGCACUACAGACAAGAAUCCUUUCCAGUGCCGCAGCUGCUGGAGUGAAACAUGUUGUCUUCAGCUCAGCACCUGACGCGCGAAAACUGACUGCAGGCCAAGCGCCAGUCCCUACUUUGGAUGUAAAGGCUCAGGCAGCGGAAUGGGGCAAUGCCUGCCCCGUUUUUGAGACCUUCACGCCAGUUAUGCUUUCAUGGUAUCUCGAAAACUUCGAAGAUUCUUUCCUUGCUGAGCUUUUGGGGGGCUUCCCCAUCCACCAAGACCAGGACGGUUACCUCAGCUGUCGGGUCCCGCUAUGGGGAGGCAGGGAACAGGUCCCAUUUAUCAGCGUCAAAGAUGAUUUGGGAGACCUGGUCCACGGCAUAUUCCUAAACCCCGUACGGUGGAAUCGCGCUGUGAUCCAGUGUCAUGGAGAGCUGAUGUCGUGGGCAGAUAUGGUACAGGCUUAUGUAUCGGUUACGGGUAAAAAGGCUCGAUUCCUGCCCUACAUUCCCGCGGAAGAGAUGCCAACCUUUGAGGGUGGUGGAAUUCAAGAUCUAUUCGUCUAUUCCCAGCUACGAGGGGGGGAUUACUAUGGCAACGGACCAAGUGAGACUCAAACUGCUAGUCAGCUUAAGCGAGAUGCAUGGAAGGCGAAGGGAAGAAAUGGACGAGAGACUAUGAUGACUGUCAAGGAGUACUUUAAGCGCCUCAAUGCAUCCUAA
Messenger RNA from Penicillium odoratum, 975 nucleotides. RefSeq lists its product as uncharacterized. The coding region runs from base 1 to 975 and encodes 324 amino acids. NCBI's taxonomy places the organism in Eukaryota, Fungi, Ascomycota, Eurotiomycetes, Eurotiales, Aspergillaceae. The record is from RefSeq and is a predicted model, not a curated record. The transcript is spliced from 4 exons.